AUGGUUGGUUGUGGUUAUUUGUUGGAGUUUGUAAAUGUGAAGUUUUCAACAAAAUAAUGUAAUAUAAAUUUUAAGAAAGGAACAGACGCCAACUAUGUGAACCGUAUCUUCAUAUGAAACAUGACAGCACAGAGUGUGCAGGUGAAACUAGAGUUGGGUCAUCGGACAGAGCUGCGAACAAGGCCCACGAAGGAGGGCUUCACACACGACUGGACAGUGUACGUGCGUGGACCUGAGGGCAGUGACAUCAGACACUUUGUAGAGAAAGUUGUCUUCUACUUACACGAGAGCUUUAAGAAACCGAAGCGAGUUGUCAAGGAGCCACCGUACGAGGUGAAGGAGUCCGGCUACGCGGGAUUCAACCUCCCCAUCGACGUCUACUUCCGCAACAAGGAGGAGCCGAAGAAGAUCCGCUUCGACUACAACCUGUUUCUGCAGCUGGAGGGCCAGCCGCCGGUGAACCAUCUACGAUGUGAGAAGCUCACCUUCCAGAACCCCACCGACGACUUCAGACGCAAGCUGAUCCGGGCCAGUGGGGUGGAAAUGACUCAGGGAGAGACCGGGGAACCACAACCUAUCUCUAGCCCGCCGGACGACGCCAGGAAAGUGAGGCCUUCAGAAAGGUUGUGUGUUGUGCAGGAGCAGCCACCGGGUAAGGGCAUACCUUCAAAAGACAUCCGGGAGGAGGCAGAAGGAGAAGCAACCCUCCCUACAACCGUCACAAAGCGCUCCUCUUCCCCCUUUACCAGCACGAUGAUUGAUGCGUCCGCCAUGGCCGCCAAGAAGUCACGCCCAGGAGAGGUGGCCGUGAAAAAGGAGAGAAGUAGUGAAAAAGGGAAGAAAACAAAGGAGCACAAGCAUUCUAAGAAAUCAAAAGAUAGAGACCGAGAAAGAGGGAAACCGAGUUCAGAAGAGAAAAAACAUAAAUCUAAACACAAAGAGAAAGUUAAACCGGUGCAGACACCACCGGAGGAUGAGCUACCACCUGUACUGUCACCGAUGGUAGACCUGCAGCCUAUCAGUAAGGAGCCAGAACACAAAGCCGUUUCGCCCAGCACAGCCUCGAGUGCCAGUCCCUCAUCAUAUCCUCUCGGCACAUGUGGCAGCGGCGGCCCGCUCGGCUCGUUAAUAGCCGAACUCGAGGAGCAGGAAUCUGAAGAGGACAUCAUCAGCCCUCUCUCGAGUGACCACACGCCCACGCGCCCGUUCUCGACGCCGCAGCCGCAGCCGCCGCCGGCGCCCCCUACCUCACUCCCAUUGUCGACGACGCCGACUAACAUCGCCACACCGCCGCGGCACGAGAAACCUGCGGAGAAGGGCCGGAGCAACAGCGCGGAGAAGCCGGCACGGACGAAAUCGCGGUCGGAGAGUUCGGGCCGGUCGAAGUCGAAGAAGAGCUCGAAAAGCCUGAAGACGUCGUCGAGCGACGGUUUGCGCGCCGCGACGAAGCCGAAAUCGGACGCCACGAAAUCAGACGUGCCGCCGCCUCCCGCGCCGCAGCCGCCCGCGCCGCUGCCGCCGCCUGCGCCGCCGCCAGCAAAUUCCACGAAGGACUCUAAGGAGAAAACGUCUAGUCAGCCGGCGGGCGAGACGCCGGUCGAGGCGCCCGAGACGCGUCUCGGCGCGGAGCAGUGGCCCCCUGGUGGCGACGACCUCGGUGAGCUGGUGGCGCUGCAGCAGAAGCUGCGCACGCUGCGCGAUCGCAGUCGUCUGCAGCGCAUCGUCGAUGUCGUCGAGGAGACCGGGUUGUUUAGCGUGACGAGCUCGACGUUCGACUUUGACCUGUGUUCGCUCGAUCGCACGACCGUCAUCAGACUGCAGCACUGCCUGGACGCGGCGUCGUGA
This is a messenger RNA of Priapulus caudatus, 1845 nucleotides long. Its product is annotated as protein AF-9-like. Bases 121 to 1845 code for a protein of 574 amino acids. The transcript has 8 exons. Gene Ontology annotation, biological process: regulation of DNA-templated transcription. Gene Ontology annotation, cellular component: super elongation complex. The record is from RefSeq and is a predicted model, not a curated record. Lineage: Eukaryota; Metazoa; Priapulida; Priapulimorpha; Priapulimorphida; Priapulidae.